This is a messenger RNA of Aplosporella prunicola CBS 121167, 411 nucleotides long. RefSeq lists its product as uncharacterized. Lineage: Eukaryota; Fungi; Ascomycota; Dothideomycetes; Botryosphaeriales; Aplosporellaceae. The record is from RefSeq and is a predicted model, not a curated record. The coding region runs from base 1 to 411 and encodes 136 amino acids. The transcript has a single exon.
AUGGCCACAUCCAUCAUGGCCACCGACGAUCCAUCACUGCAGUCACGCCCGCGCCAGCUGUCGGACUUGAUUGUCCAUUACCCGAUCCUCACGUCUCUUGCUGCGGAACUCACUUCCAUGGAGCUGUUCAACCUCGCGCGUACGUCUAAGGCUGCUUGGGCUAAUAUCGUCGCGUCGAGUGAGGAGUCCUUGCCGAAUCUGAUGCGGCUGACGAAGUGCGAUGGGCGCUUUUGCGGGGAGAGACUACCUCCUCUGGACACGGGGAACGGAAUGGGUAAAAUCUCCAUUUCGGCUGACUUUGUCUGUUUCAAUCACCAAGAGGGCCUUCACCGGGACCCAUGGAGGUGCAAUAGAGACUGUUUCACCUGUCGUGGAGCCGAGGCCAGGCUGCGGCACAGGCUGCGGCACUAA